Paramecium tetraurelia is the source of this 1398-nucleotide messenger RNA. RefSeq lists its product as uncharacterized. The record is from RefSeq and is a predicted model, not a curated record. The transcript has 3 exons. Gene Ontology annotation, biological process: attachment of GPI anchor to protein. Lineage: Eukaryota; Ciliophora; Oligohymenophorea; Peniculida; Parameciidae. Gene Ontology annotation, cellular component: GPI-anchor transamidase complex.
AUGUUAAUACUUUUCUUAGUUUAUGUUUAAGCGUAAUUUACAUCAAAAUUGCACUUCCAUUACCCAAAUGCUGAUGAAUCAAUUGCACAAUUCACAAUCACUAAUAAGCAUUAAAUUGAUUUCACUUAAAUCUCAUAACCAUUUUACUUAUUUCCUAGAUCAUAUUUGGAAAAUUUGCAUGUAGAUGGCAAAGUCAGAGAAUUAUAUAUCAGCUCCACACAAGGUAUGAUGCCUGAACUUAAUGCCCCCUAACAUGGUGUGCUUAUUAUAACGAACGAAGAUGCUGAUUAAUUAAUUGCUAUUAAUCAAGUAUCUGAAAUUUUUAGAAUUGCAAAAUACAAUAUGAUCUAUGAUCAGGCUUAUUAUUAUAAAUUCAAUGGAGAUUAGUCACAACUCUCCUUUAUGGGAUUUGAUGAUGACACAAUCUAAGUAGGCAAAGUACUUUUGGCACAUGAUCCCACUGAUAACAUUUGCAUUGAUGGAAUAGAAUUUAUUCUACAAUAUUUUGGAUGUAAUGGUAAGAAAGGAAUAGCUUAGAUUAUUGAUCCUAAUACAAUAUUUAGAUCAACCUAUUUAUCUCUCUAAGCCAAAUUUGAAUAUGAUAUAUCCACCAAAACAGCUACUUAAAAAAUUGUACUCCUCAUCAAGUACGAUACUUAAUCCUUGUCUAAGAUUUUUAAUCUAGAUCCCAAUCUGACUUAUCAUUCCUGUCCUGAAUUUGAUUCUGAAAUAAUUUAACAUUCUACAAGAGCGAUAACAUAUAACUUAAAAUCAGCCAAACAAUUCAGAUUGGGACAGUUAAGCAAAAUAUAAGAUGAUACUAAUAUGAUUAAAUACUAACCUAAGAUAACUACUAGAAAGUUCUGUGCUGGACCUUGGUUUGCCUUUGAUUCCUAUAUCCAUCAAUAAGUGACUGCCUAUGAGGAUGGGGUUGCUACCAUUUUGCUUUAUUUUCCACAUGAAUUUACUCCAAUUUAUCAUACCUUAGAAACAAGUAAAGUAAGUUAAAACUAAUUUUUUUGGGAAGGUGAGACAAAAAAAAUUAUUAUUACCGCAAAUUUGAAUUAAAAUGAGACCUUUUUAGUUAAAAUUAAGUUUAGCAAAAAAUUGAAAAGCUUUGAAGAAUACCCUCAUGAUCCUGAAAGAGGAUAGGACAUUAUUACCUCUCCAGUAAUUUUCAAUGGGGAAUUAUACUUGACUUCGCAUUAGGUUACAAGAUAGCCGUAUCCAGACUUUUCUAUGCCUUUCAACAUUCUAACAUUUUCAUCACUUGCUAUGGGAUACUUUUUCUUGUAGAUUUUAGGUAUGGCAGUCGAUAAAUUCAUUCUUAAUAAGCCAGAAAAGGGAUCGUUGGCUUAGAGAUUGUUAAGAAAAAUCUUUUCAUUAGUAUCAUUUUGA